Messenger RNA from Pedinophyceae sp. YPF-701, 1179 nucleotides. The record is from the annotation of a GenBank genome assembly. Lineage: Eukaryota; Viridiplantae; Chlorophyta; Pedinophyceae.
AUGAUGUCUUCGAGCCUCUGCCAUGCCGCUCCCGUGCUGAACGGGCAGCGGCACGCGUUGUGCAAGGCACACGCGCUGCCCUCGCCACGGCCUGCACUCUCCGGCCGUCGCGUGGCCGCGGCCCCCAGCGGCCUUGCGACGGCGCAGCGACGUGGCCCCUCAAGGUACGUGCGGUGCCGCGUCGCCCCGAUCCAGCGCCCCAGCGAGGAGACGGUGCUCGUGGGGGACAUUGGUGGAACCAACUCCCGGCUGCAGCUGUGGAGCCUGUCUGACAGCGGCAACAAGGAGGUGUUCAGGAAGGACUUGAAGAACAAGGAGUACUCGAGCUUCAGCGAGGUGGUCGAGGCGUUUCUCGCGCUCCCCGAGGCGCAGGCCGCGCAUCCCGCAGCGGGGUGCUUUGCCAUCGCGGGGCCCGUCGACCAGUUCAAGCAGACCGCCGUGAUGACCAACCUCGGGUGGGACAUCGCCGCGUCGAAGCUCGAGGAGGUCCUCGGCGGCGCUCCGUGCGCGCUCCUGAACGACUUCCAGGCCAUUGGGUACGGCGUGCGCGCGCUGGACGACGGCGACAUCGAGGUCCUGCACCAGGGUGUCCUCGAGGAGGGCCAGCCGAUCGCAGUGAUCGGGCCCGGCACGGGCCUCGGCGCUUGCCAGGCGUUCUGGGACAGCGGCAGGCGGGACUACGUUGUUGUGCCGGGGGAGGGGUCUCACAGCGACUUCGCGCCGCGGACGCCGCGGCAGAUGGACCUGGCGCGCUUCUGCUAUGACGAGCUCGGCCGCUCCGCCGAGAUCGAGGAGGUCGGGUGCGGUUCCGGCCUGGAGCGCAUCUACAGGUUCCUGGGCGGCGACACGACGAGCAUCGACGCGGCAGGGAUCUCGAAGCUGGCCGGGGAGGGCGACGAGCUCGCGGUGGAGGCGCUGUCGAUGAUGCUGGAGAUCGUCGGGCAGGAGGCGGGCCACAUGGCCAUCCGGUCGCUCGCGUUCGGGGGGGUGUAUAUCGCGGGCGGGAUCGUUCCGAAGAACAUCCAGAUCGCGCGGAACGGGAGGAUGCUCAACGGAUUCCUGAAUCCGACCUCGAGGUUGAGCGAGCUGCACGCGAAGUUCCCGCUGUACGUCGUCAAGAACGAGAGCGUGGGGCUCCUCGGGGCGCUGCACUACGCCACGUACCUCGCGCAGCGGUAG